AUGGCUCCCACCCUCUCAAGACCGAUGGCCUUCGAUCCAGCCAAGCAUCUCAACUUCAAGCACCCCGAAAAGGUCUGGACCAUGGAAGAGAUUGGCAUGGCUGAGAAGGGGGUGUCUCCCAUUGCUGUGUCAGAGCCUUUCACUCUCUUCACCGAGGAAGCCAUUCAAACAAUGAGAGCAGAGGUGUUGAGCAAGCCCGUUCUUGAGAACUGCAAGUACUCCAGCAACCUGGCGCACUGCCAGUUGAGAGGGUUCGCCCCAGAAUAUGCACCCUUCGUGUACGACGUCUGGCACAGCCCAGCAUUACUCUCGAUUGUGUCCAAGAUUGCAGGCGUUGAGCUGGUUCCGGCAAUGGACUUUGAAAUUGCUCACAUUAACAUUUCCACCAACACCGAGGAUCAGACGGAGGCCAUCAAACAAGCUUUGCAAGAAAAGGUGCAGCGUGAUGCGGAUGAAGGUGUCUCUGGUUGUCCAUAUGAGGAUGACAAGCCCAUCGUCGAUUGGCACACUGACAGCUAUCCCUUUGUCUGUGUGACGAUGCUAAGUGACUGCACCAACAUGAUCGGUGGGGAGACUGCGUUGCGAAAGGGUGAUGGUGAAAUCAUGAAAGUUCGAGGGCCAGGCAUGGGCAGCGCCGUCAUCCUCCAGGGACGGUACAUUGAACACCAAGCGCUGAGGGCUCUAGGCACUUCUGAACGCAUCACGAUGGUGACCUCGUUCAGGCCCAAAUCUCCCUUCAUCAAAGACGACACUGUUCUUACCACGGUCCGAGCCAUUUCUGAUCUUUCUGAGCUUUAUUCUCAGUAUGCAGAAUAUCGCUUCGAGAUGUUGGAAGAACGAAUCCGGGUGCAUCUCAAAGAAGUUCGUGACCAGAAGCGAGGUCGUCGUGGGUUUAAUACUGCGGCGACUAAGGCAUUCAUUGCUGAACAAAAGGCCUUCCUUGAUUCAAUGCUUCGUGAAAUCGUCGACGAGAACCAGGUCACCGUAGGCUUCACCGAUGGCGAAGCACAUUUGCUGAGCGAUGAUUUGAAGGUGCAGGCGCGAAAGAAGGCACGAUUCCAGUCGGAGGAUGCCAUCGAGUGA
Messenger RNA from Capronia epimyces CBS 606.96, 1083 nucleotides. RefSeq lists its product as uncharacterized. The transcript has 3 exons. NCBI's taxonomy places the organism in Eukaryota, Fungi, Ascomycota, Eurotiomycetes, Chaetothyriales, Herpotrichiellaceae. The record is from RefSeq and is a predicted model, not a curated record. The coding region runs from base 1 to 1083 and encodes 360 amino acids.